This is a messenger RNA of Anthonomus grandis grandis, 1425 nucleotides long. RefSeq names its product tRNA N(3)-methylcytidine methyltransferase METTL6. NCBI's taxonomy places the organism in Eukaryota, Metazoa, Arthropoda, Insecta, Coleoptera, Curculionidae. The coding region runs from base 206 to 1021 and encodes 271 amino acids. The transcript has 7 exons. The record is from RefSeq and is a predicted model, not a curated record.
UCCCUACCUCUAUUGAGUGGGGGCCUGUCCAUUCUAUUAUGUCAGUGUGUUUAUCUUCUUUUAAAAAAACCCCUCCAUCUUUCUUUUGCUGUGUGUUGCUGUUGUGAACGGUUCUAUUACAAAAAUCCCAUCAAAUCUUAGCCAUCUUUCAAUUUCCAAUGUAUUUAAACAUCCGAAAAGCCUUCGCCCUCUAUCCUCUAUUAAAAUGAGUGAAGAUUUCCAAAGCGAUUGUACAGAAACCAAAACUUUAACCCCAGAAGAGAGUCGGGCCCUAGAAUACCAGAAUUCCCGUGUUGUAAGCGACCACAAAGCAAAUUUACUAGAAAUCCAAGCUAAAAAGCAUUGGGACUUAUUUUACAAGAGAAACGAAACACGUUUUUUCCGAGACAGACACUGGACCACCAGGGAGUUUUCUGAACUAUUGGGGGACAAUGGGCCCCAGGACGAAAAGGUAUUAUUUGAAAUCGGUUGUGGAGUUGGAAACUUUAUUUAUCCUUUGCUAGAAGAAAAUUUCAAUUUGAAGGUUGUCGCUUGUGACUUGUCUCCUCGGGCAGUGGAGUUUGUUAAGAGCAAUCCCUCAUAUACACCUGAAAGAAUCAAAGUGUUUCCAUGCGAUAUCACUUCUAAUGAGGUCUUUGAUAACGUUCAAGCUGACUCCCUUGAUAUAGCCACUCUAAUAUUUGUUCUCUCAGCCAUUCACCCCAAUAAGUUCCUUGCAUGUUUACAAAACAUAUUUAAGCUUCUUAAGCCUGGUGGACUUUUGCUAUUUCGGGACUAUGGUUUGUUUGACAUGGCACAACUAAGAUUUAAGCCAGGGAAUAAAAUAUCUGAAAACUUCUAUAUGAGGCAUGAUGGCACUCGAACCUACUUUUUUUCAAUUGAUUUUGUUAAACAAUUGUUUGAGGAGGCCGGUUAUAUAAUUCAUGUAAAUUCUUAUAUACAUCGAAGGACUGUAAAUAAGAAGGAUAACAUUGAUGUGCCAAGGAUUUUUAUUCAAGUAAAGGCACAGAAGCCAAAAUGAGUGGAAUUAUGACUAUAUGAUGAUUUUGGUUUUUGUAUUUGGGAAUGCUGAUGAAUACUAGGACUAAAAGACACUUCAUAAGAUCAGAAAAAAGGCAUCACUGCAACAGGAUGGUUUGUCAAAGGAAUAUUAAAAUAAAAUACCAGCUUUACUAAGGAGCAACAUAGGGUUAAUCUACUAUGGAAUCCUCUACUGUGAAAGAAGAAGAUAUUUCAAAAGAUUAUAAUGAUGCAUAAUUGACUGCAAACUGGAACAAAACAUUUGUUGGAAAAAACACUUAGGAGGAAAUGUCUCUUAUCCCUAACACAAUAAGAUCGGUUUUUGAUGAGCUAACAAGAACGUUAAACAUUUCUUAAGGAUUAUGUUAAGAAUAUUUUGAGAUAAAAUAAUAAAUAUUCGGUUAA